AUACACAACUUUGCUAUCCAGCCCACACCCGACACGUUCAGUUUUUAUGUGGUAUUCAUGUGCCAUCACAUUCGCCCUAAAUCCGUUGACUCCUACCUUUCGGGGAUUUGCAGCAAACUGGAACCCUUUUUCCCUGAUGUCCGUACUGUCCGCCGUUCAUCCCUGGUAUCCCGUACACUUGAUGGUUGCAAGAAACUCAAGGCCAUCGCAACCGUCCGCAAACUGCCCCUCACACGCGCACAGCUUCGCUCCUCCCGCUACCACUACCACCUCUCCUCCUCGCAUGACAAUAAACUCUUCCUGGCCAUCUUGUUCACUGCAUUCAACGGCCUCUUGCGUAUUGGAGAACUCGUUUGGCCUGACCGUCAAUACCUUCAGGACUGGAGGAAGGUCAUCAUGCGACACUCGGUGAUGACCUACACGCGCGGGUACGAGUUCCUGCUACCCGCCCACAAAGCCGACCGUUUCUUUGAAGGCAACAAAGUCAUGAUCGAAUCGCGCCAAGGCGACGACGAUCCACUAUCUCUUUUCCUCGCCUAUCUCACCUCCCGCGACUCCUCUUUUCCUUUACUCCCCGCCCUUUGGCUCAGAUCCGACGGUUCCGUCCCCACUCGUCGUUGGUUCAUAUCCCACCUUCACUGUCAUUUUGGACCUCAGUUUUCUGGGCACUCGCUACGCUCCGGAGGCGCCACGGCUCUCGCUGCUGAAGGUGUACCUCCCGACCUCAUUCAA
Punctularia strigosozonata HHB-11173 SS5 is the source of this 732-nucleotide messenger RNA. RefSeq lists its product as uncharacterized. The annotation marks the transcript as partial. Gene Ontology annotation, molecular function: DNA binding. The transcript has a single exon. The record is from RefSeq and is a predicted model, not a curated record. Lineage: Eukaryota; Fungi; Basidiomycota; Agaricomycetes; Corticiales; Punctulariaceae. Gene Ontology annotation, biological process: DNA recombination; DNA integration.